AUGUAUUUAAUAAUCUUUUUUUUCUCUAGCAACUGUUCGAACAAUAACGGCGGUACUUCCUCCCUUUGUUAUAGAACGCAUAGAGGCGGGCAAGCAAAUACGGGUUGUUUGACUUCGGGCAAAGCAGAAAUUUAUAUAACUCCCUAUAAGGAUUGGACAUUUCAAGCUAUUCGUUUAAAACAACCAAAUACUGUGGUUGUUCUCAGAUACAAAAUAUUUGAACGGAAAAUACCUUCAAAAGGGGUUCAUUGGACUAACACUUUUGACGAAAUUUUAAGAAUUCCAUUAAACAAGGGAACAACAAAAUUUGAAUUAAAUGCGGUUAGUCAAGAAUUACACAAUCAAAUAACAGGCAGUAAUAGUCAACACAAAAUUGAGAUUAAUGCGGUUGGUGGUCGUCCUCACAGACAAAUAGAGCCGGGAAUGUAUUUCUAUCAGAUUAUUAAUGACAGUCCUCCCCAACUUAGAGAGGGUGUUCCCUUAAAUGGGCCAGGAGAAAAUAGUUUGGAAAAAUUUGGUUGGUUACGCUUGGACGAGAAAAAUGGUGGAUGGAUUGUUAGGAAAGGAUUGGAGAAAAUAACACAGGCACAGCAUAUCCGAGUAGAUGACUGUAAAGCACAACGUUAUAGAACAACAUUUAAUGUAGAACAAUUUGUAUUAAAAAAUGGAGGGAAUUUGGGGGAAGAAUCACAAAUUGAGGAAUUAAUUAAUUUUGAUUUGGGAACACUAGUAAAUGACGAAACUUGGGUAAAUUCAAUAAAAAUAGGAGAUAGAGAAGCAAUUGUGGAACAUGCUGAAGGGGCUGCUUUAACUUUAACUAUAAGAACAGAAACAAAACCCAAUGUUGUUCGACAUAUUUCAAAAUUUAGUAAUUUUACUGGCACAAUUGUUCUUGAUAAAGAAUCCAACAGAUAUUUGAAUUUAACAUUUUAUAAUGCCAGAGGGACUUUGAUUGGCCAAAUAUUUUCAAGUGCGGAUUCACUUUCUGUUAUGGAAAGUAUUUUUAGUAUUGAUAUUGGGAAAUUUACAAAAGAAAAAUUCCAAAGAGUUGUGGCAACCUCUGUACAUUCCCCCAAACUAGUUUGUUUUUAUCCUAUUGGUGAUACUGACAGUCGAAUAUGUCAAAGACUUGAAUUGAUUUAUGAACCUAUCAAGGAAAAACAUUUUGCUGAUCAAUGGCAAUUGGCACAAACCGAAUGUAUUGGAUGUAAUGAAAGGGGAGUCGACUCAUUCCUUGCAAGUUUAGACCCUCGACAAUGGUUAGACGGUUUAAAUACCCCAGCAGAAUUAUUUACUUGUACAUUAGAGCUAGUUUUGUGUUUGGGGUUUUUACUUUCGAGUAUUCUAUUUUUUACAAAAUGUGUUAUUCCUUUGUGUAGAUGUGUGCAUUUUGUUGCUAAACCAUCAAAAAAGAAAUAG
Molecule: messenger RNA, 1419 nt
Organism: Meloidogyne enterolobii
Lineage: Eukaryota; Metazoa; Nematoda; Chromadorea; Rhabditida; Meloidogynidae
Source: the annotation of a GenBank genome assembly